Messenger RNA from Ahaetulla prasina, 1970 nucleotides. It is a transcript of the gene TMEM243, whose product is annotated as transmembrane protein 243. The record is from RefSeq and is a predicted model, not a curated record. The coding region runs from base 1037 to 1525 and encodes 162 amino acids. NCBI's taxonomy places the organism in Eukaryota, Metazoa, Chordata, Lepidosauria, Squamata, Colubridae. The transcript has 4 exons.
CUUAGGCUCUCCGUGGCUCUGCGUGCAAUCUGGGAUCUACAGGUGUUCCCCGAGUUAUGACCAUAAUUGAGCCUGAAAUUUAUGUCACUAAGGGAGAUAUUUGUUGGGUAAAUUUUGCCCCGUUUUACGACCUUUCUUGCCACAGUUGUUAAGCGAAUCAUUGCAUGAAUAUGGUUCUUAAUCGAAUCUGGCUUCCGCCUUGACUUUGCUUGAGGGGACCACGUGACCCCUCCCCCUCCUGCCCCCCCAGACAAGGCCAACGUCAUAGAUAUGAACCAGUUUGCCAAGUGUCCAAAUUUUGAUCACGCGACCCUGGGGAUACCGCAACGGUUGUAAGUGUGAAAAACGGUCGUAAGUCACUUUUUUCAGCGCCGUUGUAACUUUGAACGGUCCCUAAAGGAAGUGUUGUAAGUCAUUUGGUUCCAUCGUGCAGAGGGCUCCGGUCACCCAGGGGUGGCUGUGCGCCCCUUUUCAAAACGGCGGCCUCUGCUCCGUUUUGUGACGACAGAGGUUGCGUUCAGGGUGAGCCUUCACCCUAAUGCCCCCCGCCACCAGCUGGGGACUGCAGACACGUGUGCGCGUUAUCCUUUCUUGGAGUGUGAUGGAGCAAUUCUGUGAUUGUGUAAUUCAGGCACAAUGGCAGGCCUUUAGCCUUUAGCCUGUAAACCCCUUGGCUGACUCCGUUGGGCUCCUCUCGUAUAAAGAGCUCUUUGUGUUGCACAAUCUUAAUUGUGACAGAAUUAAGGGUGGAAUUUCCUUGGGUUUAACCGGAUUAUUUCAACAAACUUUCCAAGAUUAUUAUUAUUAUUUUUUUGCCAGGAGCCUCUGGCUUAAAUUCAAGUAUGACACUCUUGGCUUUAGUUUACGUGGAGUUUUCUUAUAAUUUGCCAUGCUCGAUUAUGGGCUGUGCAAUAAACAGCUUAUGUUUUGGAGUUUGCUAGAUGACGUUUUUAUCCUCAGUUGAGGUCCUUCAAAGAAGUCGGACCACACGGUUUUCAAAGCCCCCCCAACCGCCUUGGUAUGUUUUAGGACUGUGAUGGCGAACGUAAUGCAUGGGUGCCACAGAGCCAUUUCUGCGGGCACGCAAGCCAUCGCUCUAGAUCGGCUCCACUGCACAUGCGUGGGCGCCUCCCGCCCGCCAGCUGAUUUUCGAGUCUCUGCCGUGCAUGCGGGAGACACACACGCACGCCCAUGCUGCCCUGCCCCCCUCGGGAGUCUCCCCUCUCGGGAGUCUUUUGGAUGCCAGGACAGAAUAAUCAAUUUUGCCGUUGGCAUCGUAGUUUCCUUGUUGCUUAUAGUCACUUUAAUCAGCGCUUUCGUCUUUCCUCACCUACCUCCAAAACCAGUGAAUAUAUUUUUUGCUUUCUGCAUCUCCUUGAGUUGUGUUUCGGCUGGCAUUCUUAUCUAUUGGUAUCGACAAGGCGACCUGGAGCCUAAAUUUAGGAACCUCAUCUACUACAUUUUGUUCUCGAUCAUCAUGCUUUGUAUAUGUGCCAACCUCUACUUCCAUGAAGUGGGGAAAUGACGAAGGUGGCAACGCGUCCAGGUGCUCGGAGGUAGCGUUUUUCAGGCCGUGCUUUCUGAACAGAGGACCAGGAGGGCUUCCCCCCAAAAACACGCCAAGGCAUCACCGGCACAGAGGUCGGAAGGAAGACCUGGAGGAUGCUUCACAGAGGUGUAUUUUAACGGCCCUUCCUUCCUUCCUGACAGUGAGGCGAAGUAGUGCAAUACGACAAGAGCAUCUGCUUUGGGGGGAUGGGGUGAGCCACAGAAUCACUAUUAGUGCACUUAAUGAACAUUCCAGUUGUACGACGCUUGUGUUUUUCAGAGUGGCGCACCCUUUUUCCCCCCUCAUUGUGAGGGGGGGAAAAAACAGGCCUUUUUUAUUAUUACACUGUACAAAAAAACCCGCAGCACUGCAAAUGUCUAUACUACAUUAUAAAUAAAAAGGCGUUUACUAUGACAGAAAA